CAUGUCACAAUGGUUAUAAUUCAGCUUUUAUUGUUACUGACUUUCGUGGAUCCCAGUGUUCUGGAAUCUCUGACUCCACGGCUGGCCAGGACCCCAAAGGCGUCUUGUGCCAGGGGCCAGACGUGUGACCCAAGGCAGCGACGAGAUGCUGGGGGACGCGGUGGGGUUUAUGAACACCUCGGGGGAGCACCAAGACGCAGAAAACUUUAUUGCGCCACAAAGUACCAUUUGCAAAUUCAUCCAAAUGGGAAAAUAGAUGGGUCUCUGGAGGAAAACAAUCCAUUCAGCAUUCUCGAAAUCACAGCAGUUGAUGUUGGAGUGGUCGCGAUCAAAGGUUUAUUCUCGGGAAGAUACCUGGCCAUGAAUGCGAAAGGUCGCCUGUAUGCGUCGGAAGUUUUCAACCAAGAGUGUGAGUUUCUGGAGCGUAUUCAUGAGCUGGGCUACAACACCUAUGCCUCACGGCACCACUCAACCACCCAGUCGCCGUCAGCAGGAGCUGCUGGAGGGGGCAGCAAGCGCAGAGCCAGUGCUAAAAGGCAGUGGUACGUGUCCAUCAAUGGAAAGGGGCGACCAAGGAGGGGCUUUAAGACACGCAGCACAGAUAAAGCCUCUCUCUUUUUACCCCGUGUGUUGGGCACCAAGGACCAUGAGAUGGUGCGCAAGCUUCGUGAAAGCCAACGUCACCAGACGGGUGCCCAAAGACCUCCUGCUGUUCGGGCUGAACGCAGGAGAAGGAGGCACAGGGACUCUAGGGGCCAUGUGAGAAGGCCUGGUAAUUAA
This is a messenger RNA of Chanos chanos (milkfish), 780 nucleotides long. RefSeq names its product fibroblast growth factor 3 (gene fgf3). NCBI's taxonomy places the organism in Eukaryota, Metazoa, Chordata, Actinopteri, Gonorynchiformes, Chanidae. The coding region runs from base 10 to 780 and encodes 256 amino acids. Gene Ontology annotation, molecular function: growth factor activity. The record is from RefSeq and is a predicted model, not a curated record. The transcript has 3 exons.